Molecule: messenger RNA, 1152 nt
Organism: Stomoxys calcitrans (stable fly)
Lineage: Eukaryota; Metazoa; Arthropoda; Insecta; Diptera; Muscidae
Exons: 1
Coding region: 86-961 (291 amino acids)
Source: RefSeq, a predicted model, not a curated record
UUUUAAGGAAUAAAAUAUAAAAAGAAAAAUUCCAAAAAAAUAUUGAAAAAUUUUCAUUUCUAAAACUCCAAAAUCAUUUGUGCUCAUGAAGCAAAGGACUUUUUCUGCAAAGAUGCUCAAACCUUUUAUCACCCGCAAUCUGAGAGGAUGUGUUGUGAAGCCUACCAAUGUUCGUUGCUAUUCCCAGGGCAUUGGUGGGAAUUGUACCAAACCCAAGGGCUGCAACAUGCAUUUUAACAACCAGCGAAGCAAAGAGCAUCAAUUAAAAGAACCAAAAUCCCCUACUAAGGAGGCAGCUAAACCCCAAUUUACCUGCUGUGAUUAUGAUCGCUUAAAACGAGAUCCUUGCUUUCAAAAACGUGAAUUAUGUGAGAAAAAGGAUUUAAAAUUGGAUCGCCAUGUAUUACCAUUGAAGUCAGUAUGGGAAUAUCCUGCCGAAUGUUGUGGUAAUCCUUGUCCCGAAAUGCUGCCACGUUUUGAUACUUUGUAUUAUUGUGCCACCGAUAAAAAGAAACGUGAAUAUCAACAGACCUGGGUGGAAUGUCCUCCAGUGGCAAUACGUAAACGUAAAAUGUGUCAAGUUGAUCCUGAUGAGUUGCCUCCCCUUUGCAAGAGAUCCAAGACUGAAGCUAAUCGUACGGCCUGUCCUCUGGAUGGUGACAAACUCAAGGCCUUGUGUUGCAUGGAUCAAAUGAAGAAAUGUCCACGUUUUAAAAUGCCCCAUUGUCGCUCUGCCAGGUCACCACCUUCAUGUAAAAAUCCUCGUGCUCCUGGUGAUUGUCAAAAACGCUGUUGCCCCUAUCCAGCAUUUUCGGAAUGUUGUCGUCCUUGUGCCAAAACGAAGCCCACGGAAUGCAACUGUUUGGAGAAACGCAUGAAAUGUGAAAUGUAUGGCCAGUUGAGGAGAAAGUUGAUGUACGAUUUACCUCCACCACUGCCCGCAUGGCCGCCACGACAAUAGGUGGGAAUUUGUAUUGUAAUUGGUUUUUAAUCUUCAUAUUGGGUGUUUUUAAACUGAUUUGAGCUUAUUGUAUGAAAAGUCUUUCGAGGAGAGAAGUCCUGAUUCACACUAAGGAAAUAAGGCUUGGUAUGAAUCAGGACAAACUUAUCAAUCAAAAAGUUUACUGCUUAAAAUUAGAGGUAUAAUAAAAA